AUGGUGGACGAGCUUGUGCUGCUGCUGCACGCACUCCUGGUGCGGCACCGCGCUCUGAGCAUCGAGAACAGCCAGCUGAUGGAACAGCUGCGGAUGCUGGUGUGCGAGAGGGCCUGCCUGCUGCGCCAGGUACGUCCACCGAGCUGCCCGAUUCCCUUCCCCGGAACGUUUAACGGCGAGAGCUCCCGGCUCCCUGAGUUUAUCGUGCAGACGGCCUCUUACAUGCUCGUGAACGAGAACCGAUUCUGCAACGACGCCAUGAAGGUGGCGUUCCUCAUCAGCCUUCUCACCGGGGAAGCGGAGGAGUGGGUGGUGCCUUACAUCGAGAUGGAUAGCCCCAUCCUAGGCAAUUACCGGGCCUUCCUGGAUGAGAUGAAGCAGUAUUUCGGCUGGGAUGACGACGAAGACGACUUCGACGACGACGACGAAGAUGAUUACUAGGCCCGGAGCCCUCGAGGCCUCCGGAGGGGGAGGGGGAGCCAUGCACGCAGCCACCCCCCUCCUCCAUCCCCACCCCUGGCUCCCCACACCCGGAGCUGCUGCUGCUCUCCCUCUCAACCUCUUGUUCGCUCCUUUAUUCUCUGCUCUCCAUCUCCCCGCCACGCCAAGCCACACCACGCCACGCCACCACCCCCUCCAGGCCCUGUAGUGCUUUUGCUUUGUUCCAGGGGUAUCCCUGCAGUUUCCUGCUGCUGGGGCUGGGUAGGAGCCUCGUGGGGCAGCCUGUUGUCAUCUACUUUGCCUAAUCACAGUUCGGCUCCCCUACUAAUCCAGACUGUGUCCGAGCUGCAGCUAUCGGCCACCAGGCCCCUGUUCCCAACUGCUCAGAUGUCUCUGCCGCUGCCACCUGCCUCACUUCCAGGCCUGCACCUGCAGAGACUUCACGCUGCCACUCCACUACCACCCGCGGCGAUCCACCGCCUCCAAGAGACUCGGACCAGCACGGAACACUUUUCACACGGCUGCAUCUUUAGGACAUUGAUUUGGACAGCUCACCAACCCCUGAUGGGGCCAUUCUCUAAGCUUGCUUAGUUACCCACUACCCAGGGGCCUCCUCUGCCUGGCCGGAGUGCUGCAGGGGCCUCCUCUGCCUGGCAGCCAAAUUGUUGACAUUUCUUUUCUCUUAUGCACAGGUGUCGUUUUUCUUUCAUAAUUACAGCACUCCCACAAAUGUGUGCAGUGAAACAAAUGAUUCUGACAAACAAGUAAGCAAGAAUGUACUCAGCCUAGAUCCUUGAUACUACCUGGAAAAAACAUUGGCAUUAUUUUCAAUAAAUAUCAAGCACUACAGAAA
Molecule: messenger RNA, 1294 nt
Organism: Ochotona curzoniae (black-lipped pika)
Lineage: Eukaryota; Metazoa; Chordata; Mammalia; Lagomorpha; Ochotonidae
Gene: LDOC1
Product: LDOC1 regulator of NFKB signaling
Exons: 1
Coding region: 1-441 (146 amino acids)
Source: RefSeq, a predicted model, not a curated record